Molecule: messenger RNA, 402 nt
Organism: Cetraspora pellucida
Lineage: Eukaryota; Fungi; Glomeromycota; Glomeromycetes; Diversisporales; Gigasporaceae
Source: the annotation of a GenBank genome assembly
AUGGAAACAAUAACUCAAAAUGAACCAAUAAAUAAACAAGAGAACUCCACUUUGGAAAGAAAUAAAAUUUCUAGCUUUAGUAGAAUAACUGAACUGCCAGAACAAGAAUCUUAUGCAGGUAGUUCUGCUAACAAAGAAGAAAACUCAUACUUGCAAGAUGAUGCAUCUAUCACAGAUGAUGUGAGCUUACAAGAAAAUGAUUUAAUACAAGAUGAACAAAAGGAGCCUUUGUUACCUUCAAUAGAAAUAGACAAUGAUAAAAGAAACUCUAUAUCAAGUAAAGAUAAGGACCUCUUAUCUGACUUAGUAUCAGCACCACAUGAUGAACUGACUGCACUGUAUCUUAAUACAGAACCACAAGCAGGAAACAAAAAUACAAAAGAAACAUCACCUAUAAUAGAA